This is a messenger RNA of Salvia miltiorrhiza (redroot sage), 544 nucleotides long. RefSeq names its product late embryogenesis abundant protein B19.1A-like. Lineage: Eukaryota; Viridiplantae; Streptophyta; Magnoliopsida; Lamiales; Lamiaceae. Gene Ontology annotation, biological process: response to abscisic acid. The transcript is spliced from 2 exons. The record is from RefSeq and is a predicted model, not a curated record. The coding region runs from base 73 to 357 and encodes 94 amino acids. Gene Ontology annotation, cellular component: cytosol.
AUAGCAUAUACAUAUACGCACAAGUGGGAUAUUGAUCAGCAGCUUAAUUAAUUAAAAGUGUGAUUAGUUAGCAUGGCAUCCCAGCAACAGCAUAGGUCUGAGCUCGACGCCAAGGCCAGGCAGGGAGAGACGGUGGUCCCCGGCGGCACCGGCGGCAAAAGCCUCGAGGCCCAGGAACACCUUGCUGAAGGGAGAAGCCGAGGAGGGCAGACUCGGAGGGAGCAGCUGGGGACGGAGGGUUACCAGGAGAUGGGGCGCAAAGGAGGGCUGAGCAGCGGCGACAAGUCCGGCGGCGAGCGGGCGGAGGAGGAGGGAGUGGAGAUCGAUGAGUCCAAGUUUAGGACUAAGAAUACUUAACUAGAGAUGCAUGCAUGCAUGUAUAAUGUCUCUGAAUGUACACUAGCUUCUGCUCUUACCUAGGUUUGUUAGUUUGGCAGUGUAGAUGUUGUGGUCUUAUCAGUCGCUUAGUGUUGUAAUAAUAAUGGUGUAUCAGAGACGUUGCAUGUACGAGUUUGAUCCUUUUCUUUUCAAGUGUUUGCAUGUG